Messenger RNA from Sphenostylis stenocarpa, 1005 nucleotides. The record is from the annotation of a GenBank genome assembly. NCBI's taxonomy places the organism in Eukaryota, Viridiplantae, Streptophyta, Magnoliopsida, Fabales, Fabaceae.
AUGGCGGAUGAGAGCGUUGUUGAGUCCCCAGUGAAGAGGCAAAGAGAUGACGAAGAAAAUGGGGCCUCUGUUUCCAUGGAUACGGAAGGUGGCAAAGAACCACAGGGUAAUGGUUUGUCGUCGGUGAUUCCUGGAUGGUUCUCUGAAAUCAGUUCAAUGUGGCCUGGAGAGGCUCACUCCUUAAUGGUGGAAAAGAUUUUGUUUCAAGGAAAGUCUGAAUACCAGAAUGUCAUGGUCUUUCAGUCGUCAACAUAUGGCAAGGUUCUUGUUUUGGAUGGAGUAAUUCAAUUAACAGAAAGGGAUGAAUGUGCCUACCAAGAAAUGAUCACUCAUCUUCCUCUUUGCUCUAUUCCAAACCCCAAAAAGGUUCUGGUUAUCGGAGGAGGUGACGGAGGAGUCCUGCGAGAAAUAGCUCGCCAUUCUUCAGUUGAAAAGAUAGACAUUUGUGAAAUUGACAGUAUGGUUGUUGAUGUCUCCAAACAAUAUUUCCCUGAUGUAGCAAUAGGGUAUGAGGAUCCUCGUGUGACACUUACUGUUGGUGAUGGAGUUGCGUUUCUGAAAAAUGUUCCAGAAGGAACUUACGAUGCUGUUAUAGUGGAUUCAUCCGACCCUAUUGGUCCUGCUCAGGAGCUGUUUGAAAAACCCUUCUUUGGGUCAGUUGCAAAGGCUCUUCGUCCAGGAGGAGUUGUGUGUACCCAGGCAGAAAGUAUAUGGCUUCAUAUGGAUAUAAUUGAGGACAUUGUGGCGAAUUGUCGCCAGAUUUUUAAAGGAUCUGUCAACUAUGCUUGGACUACUGUUCCUACAUACCCAAGUGGGAUGAUUGGCUUUAUGCUUUGCUCAACUGAGGGACCACCUGUUGAUUUCAAGCAUCCAGUGAAUCCCAUAGAUGAAAAUGAGUGUCAGAAGUCAGCAAGGCCACUGAAAUUUUACAACUCUGAGAUUCAUACAGCAGCUUUCUGUUUGCCAUCAUUUGCAAAGAGGAAAAUUGUUCCUAAAGCAAAUUAG